CUUUUGCGUCGAGGAGAACUCGUUCGUGAAGGACACAAUUUCAUCCACUGAAAGCAGUGGUUUCUAUAAUGAUUCUGCAACCUCCACUUCUAACGGAACUCCUGCAGCAUCUUCCGACCAUAUCAUGGCACCGCCUGACGGAACGUUUGCAGUUCGCCAGGCACUGUUCAAAAAUCUCCCCGGCAACUUCUUCCAAGCGAGUGCCCGGGCGCUCGACGCGGGUUCAGUGGUUUCCUACGAUCAGGGGGAAGUGUUUCGGAAUCUGGAGUUACCGCCUGAGGAUGAACUAAUUCUGGUCCCUGCGGAAACAUCGACUACGGUAGAGAGAAGUGGGGCAUUUGGUACAGCUGGUAGAGAUCAUGAUCAUCUAGACGACCACGACAUCACGCCUUCCUCUUCUCGCGUUGAUUUUGCGUUUGCUGCUGUGUACAAGAAGACAGGGGGACGCCAGAAAGAAGUCCUCGAUGUUGAAAAACCAUCGGGUGGCAGAGGCAUUGCUGGAGAAGACGAGUCUGCUGCAACUUUCGUGCCUAGAAGCACCCCCGAAGAGCAAGUCGAUAACAUCAAGCAGGCGACUCUAACAACAAAAGCAUCUUCAGUUGGAACGACAUACUACAGGCAGCACAAGGUCGCAAAAAUCCGCAACGCGACGCACUGGCACCACGACCCGCCGGCGCAGUGCUCCGGCUUCCACGC
Messenger RNA from Amoebophrya sp. A120, 696 nucleotides. The record is from the annotation of a GenBank genome assembly. Lineage: Eukaryota; Dinophyceae; Syndiniales; Amoebophryaceae.